This is a messenger RNA of Mugil cephalus (flathead mullet), 4014 nucleotides long. It is a transcript of the gene adcyap1b, whose product is annotated as adenylate cyclase activating polypeptide 1b. The coding region runs from base 322 to 849 and encodes 175 amino acids. Gene Ontology annotation, cellular component: perikaryon; neuron projection; extracellular region. Gene Ontology annotation, biological process: positive regulation of protein kinase activity; positive regulation of transcription by RNA polymerase II; positive regulation of GTPase activity. The record is from RefSeq and is a predicted model, not a curated record. Lineage: Eukaryota; Metazoa; Chordata; Actinopteri; Mugiliformes; Mugilidae. The transcript has 5 exons. Gene Ontology annotation, molecular function: pituitary adenylate cyclase activating polypeptide activity; neuropeptide hormone activity; peptide hormone receptor binding.
AUCCAAGGCAAUCACAGCACAGGACAAAAGUUUGGGAGCAACGAUAUGUAGACGCACACACGGCACACUUUCCCACCGACUUCUUGUUUGCCUGUGUGCGACCGGCUGAGUCCCAUCAAUUGUGUAUAAAAGUGAGACGGGCUGCACUGAGGGCAACACAAGGAGAAGACCGAGGCGCUUCAGCCAGGAAAGAAGUGCCGAGAGAAAGACACAGUCUCUCUCUCUCAACACACUCCACCACCACCGCCGCCGCCGCCACCACAGCCGCGCCCGGAUCACAUCCUCCAGCACAGCCGCCUCUCUCUGCUUCCCUGCUAUAGCAUGGCCAGUUCGAGUAAAGCGACUUUAAUCUUGCUCAUCUACGGAAUCUUAAUGCACUACAGCGUCUUCUGCACACCUAUCGGACUAAGUUACCCUAAGAUUAGACUUGAAAACGACGCCUUCGAUGAGGAUGGGAAUUCGUUAUCCGACAUGGGUUUUGAUAGCGACCAGAUUGCUAUACGAAGCCCACCAUCCUUAAACGACGACGCGUACACUCUUUACUACCCACCGGAGAAGAGACCAGAAAGGCAUGCUGAGGAAGAAUUAGAUAGAGCCUUGAGGGAGAUCCUGGGUCAGUUAACUGCGAGACAUUAUCUGCAUUCUCUGAUGACAAUUCGUGCAGGUGAUGACAACAGCAUGGAAGACGAGUCAGAGCCCUUAUCCAAAAGACAUUCAGAUGGGAUCUUCACUGACAGCUACAGUCGCUAUAGAAAGCAGAUGGCCGUGCAGAAAUACCUGGCAGCGGUUCUGGGUAGAAGGUACAGACAGAGAGUCAGGAACAAAGGACGCAGACUUGCCUAUUUGUAGCGUUGUUAAAGCGCCCAAACUGCCCUCCUGUGUAUAUACAUCCAGUCGUUAAAUCAAAGUCAUUCAGAUAUACCUGACCAACCAGUGGAUUGCGCCUGUGUUCUUUCAACAUGUAUUUAUGUAUGAAGUAAAGCCAUUAAAAUGAAUAUUUUAAUAAUAAUAUCGUUUUUUUUUCUUUUUGUACAAAAGCACUUGAUACCGCACAGUUGUGGACCAAUAUUUUAUUUUUCAUGUUAAGAUGUUGAAAACAGAACAAAAUGGCAUAAAAAAAAGAAGAUGAAGAAGAAGAAGAAAUCAGAAAAAAAAGAUAAUUGUGCACCUUCAACGUUAUGCGCUUGAAAUCUUUAAAGGUCAUCUACAUAUGCAGAAAAUAAAUAGAUUUUAAAAAGACAAUCAAAGUAUUGAAUGUUAUACUUAUUUUUGUAACCAACGUUCUAUUUUUUUAGUGUUGUUUUGUUUUCCAAAACAGGCCCAAAGAAGCAGUGAGCAUGCUAUGUGAGGCAUAUCCUAAAUGAUAGAUGUUGCCCCUGUCCCACCCGCCCCUUCCCCUUCUCCACGCUCUCCCUUAAUGGGGGAGCUGCGUGGGUUUUGUGCGGCCUGCUGCCCCCCCGGGGGAAGCUCGGAGGGGAUUCUGCUGUUCAGCCUCUCAUUUGAUGGAUAGCUGAUUGACUUACACAGUCACUCCUGUAACUGGUGGCGCAAUUUAACCUUCUUUCAAACGACAACAACAAAAAAAAAAGACAAGAGAAAAGAAAAGAAAGAAAAGUCCACUGCAGGGCCUCUGCAAGGGCACCACAGCUUCACCGCUUUACUAAAGACAAAGGAAGCACUCAAGUUGCCGUUCGACAGUAUGCAGAAAACACUGCUUGCUCACUUGCCUCAGAGUCGCUCACAGUGGGAGACAGCUCGUGCUCUGUAGGACUGUGCAAAAGAAUGUCCCAUGCGUGUAUGUAACCGUGUGUGUGCGUGUGUUGCGUACAGUGUAGAACCUAGGUGCACAUCGUUCAUCCCUACGCCGUCCGCGUUCAGUCAGCAGAGUUGCUCGGAAGAAUGUGCCCCAACUGUUGAUUGUUGUGUUGGGCAGCUCUGCGGACGCACGUGUAAGGAGCAUGUGGAGGAGGGUGACAGGAGGUGGAGAGGGAAGGUAGCAUCAGUCAGGAAUAUUUAAAGUCUUAAUUUAUCGGCGCAUGUGAAAACUGACACCUCGCUAAGAUUUUUGCUUAUAUGCAUGCCACAGUGUGUUUUUUUUUUGUUUUGUUUUUUCGUUUUUUUUUUUCUGCUUUUUGGGAAGGUGCACUAAGAAUACUUUCAGCACCACCUCCCCCAGAUGUUUAGAGGUGGAGAUGUGAACGAGGCGAGGAGGGCUAGAUGCGGUGGAAACUGGUACUGCACUGACUUGUUGAGUUAUUAUCACCUCCCCUGCUGCUGCUGCUGCUGAUGAUGAUGUUGUUGCUGUUGCUGUUGUUGUUGUUGUUGUUGUUGUGGAUAUCAUAGGAUAAGACACUGGAAACCCCACACUCUCCUUUCUGCUAAACCGCCUCCGUCCUGUUUUUGUUUUUAGUUUUUUACCAUUUAUUCAUUUGUUUUCGCUUCCAGAUAGAUCGCCACGCUGAAGCUGCUGAUUUGAUAGUGGUUGUGGUUGUUGACCGUUUAGACGAAGCAGGUGUGUGCGUUAGGUGUGAAGUGCGAGAGGAGGACGAUGAUGAGGAGGAUGAGGAGGAGAGUGUCAGGUGAGGAAGAGCGAGCACUGAAGGGAGGAUUAGAAAGGCAGAGAGUGUGCGAGAGAAGGAAAGCAAAGCAGGCUGUUGCAUAAGAGCCAGAAGGAGGGGCGACGUGCACACGUCGAUGUAUAGGAAGCCCCCAAGAGAUGGAGUGGCAGCGCCUCCGCUCACCUGCCACAGCAAGAUCAGGGUCAAUGAGUCUGAUAAGAAACAUAUCGGAUGUUGAAUUCCCUCCUCUUUAGCUCCAGUGAGUGAAUCCGGACGAGGCCACUCCGAGAGCAUUCCCUCUCCCAUCACAGAGCAGAGGGGAAUGAAAAAAACCACAGCCCCUCCAGCACAGGGGCAUUCCCUCUGACUUUUAUUAGAGAGACAUCUUAUGUAUUUAUUCAAUGUUAUGCAAAUGCAGCUUUAUGCACCUCUGCAAUCUAAUCAGUGGCCUGUGCCCCCCCCCCCCUCAAAAAGAAACUAUCAAUCCACUCCUUCCUUCAAUCGGGCUUUAUCCUGCAGGCUUUGUGUGAAUGUGUGUGAAUGGAUGUGGAUGUUUGGGUGUCGUGUGUGUGUGUGUGUGUGUGUGUGUGUGCGUGUGUGUGUGGGUGAGCGCGCGCAUUUAAUGUUUCGAGUGACUGAAAGCGCGCGUGGAGGUGGAACCAGCUUCUGGCUUCGGUGCCUUGCUUUGACGUGAGAAAAAAAAUAAAAAAAUAAAUAAAAAAAAAAAGAAAAGAAAAAAAUUCGCCACAAGUGACAGAUGGCAAUUUUAGUGGCCCUACAAUGCUGCAGUCCAUUAGCUUACAUCGAGACUUCCUUUUACUCUGUUGAAUCGCUCGGCUUAGUCUGCCCCCUAAGAGUAGUAGUAGAAUUAGGCUUUCUUUUGAAGCAUGGCCAAUGGUUUGUUGAGUGGAAGAAAAAAUAAAAAAACAUAAAAAACUAAGAAAAGAAUGUAUAUGUUGAUGGAGCAGGCAAAUGUGUGUGAGUGUGUGUGUGCGUUUUCUGUGCGCGUGCGUGCAUGAGUUUGGGGUGUUCAGUGUCCGUGAGAGUCGUGAACAAUGACCAGUGUUUGUUAUUGUUGAUUAUGAGGUGUUGUCGUUGAUUAUUUUGAUAUUGGUCAGUAAUUUAUUAAUCAGAAGAAGAAGAAAAAAAAUAGCCCCUACAUAUUCUUUACCACUAUGUGCAUCCACUAUCUAUCUAGAAUAAAAAGGGUUUCAGAACAUAACAGAGAUGUUGUGCAGAUCAUAGAAAAUGCCUGUUGUUGAUAUUUCUGAAAGCGCCCAACGCCUUACUUCAAUGUUUAAUCUCUUAUCUAUCUGAAAACUAUGUGUUUUAAAAGUGAACCUUAGUACAAGUGACAUCGUUAUACACACAGGAGUCCUUAUAUGGGGUUUUACGUUGCUCAAUGUCAUGAAAGUGUUGUAAGAUUUGUAUGAAUAAAUUUUUGUAAACAACAACA